GAUACCGGAAGUUGUAUCCAGUGGUAUUUCUAAAUCGCUAGCCCACGUGUUUAAUGUUUAUAUGAAAACUGUACAUUUAUAAGAGAGAGGAGAAAAUGGCGAAGAAUAAGAACAACAAAGUUAUCGCUUCUUCUAAAAAAGCUGACAAAACAUCGAAAGCAUUAAGUAAAAAGAUGAAACAAGGUGACAAGAAAGCUAAAGAGGACCACAUGAAACAAAUUCCCUUCAGACUUAGGGAGAUUAUGAGGAGUAAAGAACAGAUGAAACUCGGACCACGUAAAAAGAAAAAGUUGAAACAAGCCUCGCUCAUCAAAAGCAGACAAGAGGGUGAUGGCGAUAUACCUGUCCCACACUUCAAAAGGAGAAAGGAGGAGAGUGAGAAGGCUUAUCUGAAACGAAUGGAUGCAGCCACCAGACAUGUCCUCUUCCUGAGCCAAAACCAAGUAGAACGGAAGCCUGAGCUGGAUCCUGACCAACAAGAAAGACCUGCGGACAAGGGCAAGUCUGAGAAAAAGAAGCAGUAUGCUAAAGAAAGAGUACUGAAGAUGCAGCAGAAGAAAUUAGACAAACAAGAAACCAAGUUGGAAAAAGAAAUGUUUGUAGAGGAUGUUCCAUUUGGUGAAGUCUCGAUGGCGCCACCUUCUCUUACUGUCAAGCCCAGAAAAGCUCAGGACAAAUCGCAGAAUUCGUCGAAAGAUCUACUACUGAAUUCACUGCUUGGUCAUAAAGUAGCUUCACAUCCAGCCAAGCCCUCAAUGGCCAGACAGAGAAUCAUGGAGGAAGAGCGACAGCGAGUGGUGGAGGCCUAUCGGCAUAUGAAAAAACAGAAGCAACAAUUGCAGGACAAAAAAAAUCUCACACUCAACACACAUUGACGUCUAUUCAAAAUAACAUGAACAUUUAGGCAACUGUGUUGCGAAAUGUGAUACCAUUGCAGUUGCAAACAUAGACUUAUGUAGGUAAGUAAAUGUCAUUGAUCCAUAAAUGUGCAGUUUAAAGCAAUGAACUUUUUAAAAAUGCCUAAUAUUAUCCAGUAGAGGGCAGUGUUUUGGAUAAGGCCACACAUAUAACUUCAACAGCUGAUGAAAAUAGACAUUCAUAUUUUUGUUUCAAAUAUUAAACUAUUGUUCACUUUGUCAGUAUUCUCUAAAAUGGUUUCUGAAGCCUGGCACAAUUAUACACAUGUAUGAUUUCCUAAAGAUUUCACUCACUGUAUUUAUUUUGUGAACACCCUUUUCUUUGUUCUACAUAAUGCAUAAAAAUAUAUUUUAUAAUGUAAAAACAUUAUUAUACUCAGACCAGUUUUGGUCUUUAGUUGGAAUUGACCUGUCAAAUAAUCAACUCUGUCUGUUUGUCCACUCUGGUUGUCCUGGUGAUGGAUCAUAAGGGACCAGCUGCCAGUGACUGGUGGUUCCCUGAGGUAACUGAAGGGUCAUUUAAGCAUGUGCACAAGACAGUUUUUCCUAUUAAACAUACACAGGAGGAGGAGUUUGCACGAUUCUGUUUUGUCUAAUCCUAAU
Messenger RNA from Periophthalmus magnuspinnatus, 1520 nucleotides. It is a transcript of the gene ccdc137, whose product is annotated as coiled-coil domain containing 137. The record is from RefSeq and is a predicted model, not a curated record. The coding region runs from base 96 to 875 and encodes 259 amino acids. The transcript has 6 exons. NCBI's taxonomy places the organism in Eukaryota, Metazoa, Chordata, Actinopteri, Gobiiformes, Gobiidae.